GGAAAAUCUGAAAAGGUGUUUAAGUCAGCCUUGAAUAGAGACAGCGAUGACGAGUUGUUGUUCAUCACCCAGGCGGCCAAAAAUGCAUUGGUAGAAGACGAAACACUGUCCACCGACACAAUUCUGAGAAAAGUAUGUUAACUUGUCCUUAUAUAAUACAAUCGCCCUCCUCGUAGUUUACCCGUCUUCGUAGCUUCUUUUCUCCCCAAUUUUCCUUUCCCACUGUCCUUCCCUCUCCAUCGUCCUAGUAAUUGUUGUUCAUCACCCAGGCGGCCAAAAAUGUAUCGGGAUGUGAAGAGAAGUCCUUCGGUUGUAAAAACAAUGGAUAGUGAUGGAGAAGACUCAAUAAUAGAUAUCAACGUCGUGUCCCAAGCAGACGAAAAACAGACUACUUCCAUGGAUGCUGAAGUGUAUAGAGCCAUAACAGUUGGGGAACUACAAUCAAACAUUUCCCUUCUGGAUCAACUGAGCCCCCAACGGAACACGGUUCUUCACUAUGCUGCAAGUUUAGGCCAUCACCAGCUUGUGGAACCCAUCCUCAAAUCCUGUCCAGAGCUGUUCAGGACUACAAAUUCCACAGGCGACAUUGCCCUUCAUUUGGCUGCAGCUUCUGGGAAUCUAUCUACACUCAAAUCUCUACUUCAUCAAGCCAAACUACUAGGACUUUUUAGUCCUCAAGUACUCAUGGACGAAAAUUUGGAGAAGAAUACUGCUUUGCAUUUGGCCAUGAAAUCUCAUCACUAUGAUUUGGCUAUCCUCUUAGUUGAGGAGAAUGCACUAGUAUCCACGCGUCCAAAUGCCCAAAAUAUGUCCCCCCUGUUUAUGGCUGCCGAAGCAGGGCAACUAGGGCUUGUUCAGCGUAUGAUGCAGAAUAUUGGAGCAGCUGACAUAAGGGCCCUCGAAGGCAGGUCAGUUGUCCACGCUGCCAUAAGAGCAAGAAACACAGGUACUGUUCUACUAUUUUGUGUAAAUCAUACUCAUCUCCCUGAGGCUUGCAAUGCUCAUCAACAACGAGAUGAAAAAAAGGGAGAGACUCCAUUGCAUUUGGCCACCAAGGGGGAGCAUGCCCGGGUUGUGCAUAUUCUAACGUGGGACAUGGGAGUUAACUUGGAGAUCAGAAACGAUAAUGGCUUAACCACUCUAGAUUUGGCAGCGGAGCGUCCUUAUAAUGCCACAUUUCAAAAGCGGUUGACAUGGCUGGCCUUGAGAUAUGCUGGUGCACCACAAACACGGAAAGAAAAUUAUUACCUUAGUUCUCGUUAUACUGAAAGGUUCAACACUCUUUUGUUGAUGGCUACACUAAUAGCCACCGUGACAUUUGCAGCUGGUUUUACCAUGCCAGGUGGGUAUAACAGCUCUGAUGAUCAUCCAAACAAAGGCAUGGCAACUCUGGUUAAAAAGCGUAUGUUUCAAAUUUUCGUGUUAAGUAACACCGUAGCUAUGUAUAGUUCCAUCAUUGUAGCCAUUCUUCUCAUUUGGGCAAUGUUGAAUGAUCUGCGUUUGAGCCUAUGUUCCAUCAAAUUGGCGAUUCCAUUGUUGGGAAUAUCCCUUUCGAUGGUCUCCUUGGCAUUUAUGGUAGCCAUUUCUCUAGUAGUGAGUAAUGUAACUUGGCUUGCCAAUGUUGUUCUGAUCAUAGGUUCAAUCUCCCUCCUCAGUCUUUGGAUAAUAUUUAUUCCGCUCUCGUUCCCCAAUUCCUUGACAGAUCGUGUCUCUCGAUAUAUCCUCCGGUAUCCACUUUAUCUUUUGAUAUUAGCAACCGAAAAGUGAAGACGAUGGAUGCAGACGAAUAAUUUCCAAUGAUCCUAUUUCCUAUUGCAUUGUUGGAUGGUCUUGUAUUUUGUGUUCUCUGUUGACUUCAGUUCUCUAUAAGAAUGGUUUGCUGGUUAGAGGUUGUCCUCUUGUUGAGGGACUUAUGGCUGCAUUGGCAAGAUUGGUCCUUUAUUGGCUCUGCUUUCCCUAGUUGGGUGUGGUUAUGAGGCUACUAGAUAUGGUGCAUGCUUCAGUUGUAAUUUGAAAUUCUGUUUGUUUUAAGGACUUCUUGUUGGGUUGUUUUAAGGACUUCUUGUUGGGCUUGUCUGUGGGUUUUCCUUUGUGCGUGGGCUUGUUUAGUAUUUUCUUGGUUGUCGCCAUUUGGGCUUUGUUGGUCUUGCUUUCAAGACUUUUAUUUUUCUAAUAAAUCUUCAAUUACUAAAAAUAUGUGAAAUAUUUUU
Cornus florida is the source of this 2210-nucleotide messenger RNA. RefSeq names its product protein ACCELERATED CELL DEATH 6-like. The transcript is spliced from 3 exons. Gene Ontology annotation, molecular function: protein phosphatase regulator activity; protein phosphatase 1 binding. The record is from RefSeq and is a predicted model, not a curated record. The coding region runs from base 280 to 1767 and encodes 495 amino acids. Lineage: Eukaryota; Viridiplantae; Streptophyta; Magnoliopsida; Cornales; Cornaceae. Gene Ontology annotation, cellular component: plasma membrane.